This is a messenger RNA of Penicillium macrosclerotiorum, 819 nucleotides long. RefSeq lists its product as uncharacterized. The transcript has 2 exons. The coding region runs from base 1 to 819 and encodes 272 amino acids. Lineage: Eukaryota; Fungi; Ascomycota; Eurotiomycetes; Eurotiales; Aspergillaceae. The record is from RefSeq and is a predicted model, not a curated record.
AUGGCCGCUGGGUGUAGUUGUUCCCUGGCUCUAUUAAGGCCUCAAGAUGUUGUGCGUGAAGACAAUUCUCGUGCUGCCGUUGAGCGUAAGCCACACGUCUGGGGGGAGCUUAAGGCUGUCAUAAAUGUCUUCAAAGACUGGAGAGUCAUCUCGCUUAUCCCAUUUUGGAUUACAGCAAAUUAUGCCUACAACUACCAGCAGAACACCUACAAUGCUAAACUAUUCACAAUCCGCACGCGAAGCUUUAAUGGGGCAAUGUACUGGCUUGCUCAGAUGUUCUCAAGUUAUCUAUUCGGCCUAUUCCUUGACAACAAGUAUAUGAAUCGACGGCAGCGCGGCCUUUGGGGCUUCGCCAUCACUGCUGUUAUAUCAAUGAUUGUCUGGGCUGGGGGUCUUGCUGCACAACUUCGACGUGCUCCUAACAGUGAUUAUUACGCUCUAAAUGAUAUGGACUUGGUUUCUUCGGGAGCCAAAUUUGCAGGUCCAUUUCUUCUAUACUUUUUUUACGGUUGCUUCGAUGCUAUAUGGCAGACCUUGGUCUACUGGACUAUUGGGUAUCUGUCCCACGAGUCUCCAGAGCAAGCGGCGCGGUAUGUAGGUGCCUUCAAAUGCAUGGAAGCCGUUGGAGGAGCUAUUGCGUCAAAAGUCAACUCGGAUAAGACGAACUACAACAUAGAGUUUGCAGUCGAUUGGUCGAUUGUUGUCUUCUCGCUUCUCUGGGCCAUUCCAUUCGCAUGGAAGAUACGUGACCUCCCCGCACAUGCUGGUCAGGAGACUGAAUACGUCAAAGAACAGAGAGAGGAAGGAAGUAAUCCAUGA